ACAAUGGACGCCAUUCAGAAUGCUCUGCCGUACUAUACGGCACCCACUUCAAUUUUCUUCAACUCCAUUUUGAUCCUUCUUAUCAUUCUCCGAUCUCCACCCCAAAUGGGCAACUAUAAGUACUUGCUGAUAGGAGUUUCACUAUUUGAAUUUUCUAAUUUUCCAGACAAUAUUUAACAUUGGGCCAUCAUUUAUAGUAGUUGUUCCUCAUAAAGAUCGAUUUUUCGGGAAAAACGUUUCAAUGAUCUUUACAGGCACGUACUGCGGAUUCUUUGGAUUUUCCAUGGGAAUGUUUGUCAUUGUCUUUGCCUACCGAUCCUUCGUCGCAACCGGAAACAAGAUUCUCAAAAAAUUCAAAAACUUCGAAAUCGUGACCUGGUUUGCAUUGCCCUUUGCCUACGGAGUAGCCUAUGCACUGGGUACUUAUUUUCUGUAUCCCAAUUCUCCAGAAAUGGAUGUUCUUGCCAGAGAAUUCAUGCGUAAUGAGAAGAAUUUGUCGUUGGACGAGUUUUCCUACACAGGGCCCUUAUUUUACUCACCAGUUGACGGAUCGUUGAUUCACAAAUCUCUUGCAGCUGCAUCUGUCUUGUGCGUGCUUCAGACAAUAUCCUUUAUCCUUAUCGUAUAUUUCGGUAUCCAGUGUUACUCUUACAUAUCAAAAAUCUCUCAAAUCGCCACAACAAAAUCAAACAAGGUGAAAAGGUUACAGCAGCAGUUGUUUGCUGCUUUAGUUCUCCAGGCUCUGGUCCCACUCAUCCUGAUGCACAUUCCAUUUUGCAUUCUUUACACGCUAUGCCUCUUGAAAAAGAGCUAUCGAUCAGCAAUCAUUGGUAUUAAAUAUCAUGUAAAAGUU
Messenger RNA from Caenorhabditis elegans, 853 nucleotides. The record is from the annotation of a RefSeq genome assembly. NCBI's taxonomy places the organism in Eukaryota, Metazoa, Nematoda, Chromadorea, Rhabditida, Rhabditidae.